Molecule: messenger RNA, 6385 nt
Organism: Triplophysa dalaica
Lineage: Eukaryota; Metazoa; Chordata; Actinopteri; Cypriniformes; Nemacheilidae
Gene: arhgap5
Product: Rho GTPase activating protein 5
Biological process (GO): signal transduction
Source: RefSeq, a predicted model, not a curated record
CGGAUCUAUCCGUCGCCAUUACUGACUGGAAUGAGAGGGGAGGGGAUGACUCUCCGGUUACACGCAUACCACUCUUACUGCUAGAAAACCCCGAAAACAGUCGGUUCUGGAAAUUCGCAGACUGUUCCAAUCACACACGGAUAAAAAAGGAAACCUGGAUUUUAUUCUGGGACCGAAUCUGUGGAAAUCAAGGGAAAUAGUUGGAAUGCCACCUCCUGUCUAUGGUGUCGGGAGCUGGGAGCGACCAUGUUAGGAAGGUGAUAAGAGGGGAAAGAUCAUUCGUCCGGGACAGAUGAUCCACAUUAAGGACACAUCAGCUCAUUCACAGCGAGACAUGGAAAUGCACCUCCACUAGCAAAUGGAAGAACGUGCUUGCCUUGCCGGCAUACUCCGCUCUGCGUAACAAGCAAUGAGAGGGGCAGUAUAAUGGCCAAGAACAAGGAGUCCCGUCCGUCGUACGCUGUGAGCGUUGUCGGGCUCUCAGGCACAGAGAAAGAGAAAGGCAACUGUGGUGUAGGUAAAUCCUGCCUAUGCAACAGAUAUCUGCGCCCCAGCGCGGACUGCUACUACUCGGAGCACACUUCUGUGUUGAGCACAAUUGACUUUGGAGGGCGCGUGGUGAAUAAUGACCACUUCUUGUACUGGGGUGAAGUGUUUCAUCGAGGGGAUGAUGGCCUCGAGUGUAGAAUUCACGUCAUUGAGCAGACUGAAUUCAUCGAUGACCAGACCUUUUUGCCUCAUCGCAGCACAAAUUUGCAGCCCUAUACCAAACGGGCUGCAAAUACAAAACUUCAGUCCGCUGAAAAGCUCAUGUACAUUUGCACAGACCAGCUUGGUUUAGAACAGGAUUUUGAUCAGAAACAGAUGCCCGAUGGCAAGCUCAAUAUUGAUGGCUUUGUACUGUGUAUAGACAUAAGCAAAGGGUGCAAUAGAAAAUUUGACGAUCAGAUGAAAUUCGUUCACAGCCUUUAUUCUCAGAUUUCCAAGGCAAAAAAACCCAUGGUCAUCGCUGCGAUGAAAUGUGACGAGUGCGUCGAUCAAUACCUAAGGGAAGUCCAGUCGUUUGUCGCAGGUAAAAAGAAUGUUGUGCUGGUCGAGACGUCAGCUCGAGUGUCUGUUAAUGUUGACCUCUGUUUCAAUGCUCUGACACAGCAGAUGGACAAAACUCGAGGUAAACCCAAAAUAAUUUCUUAUUUGGAAGCUUACAAAGCCCAGAGACAAUUAGUAGCUUCAGUCUCAGACAAAUUUGAAAAGCUCAUUGUUCAGACUGUCAGAGAUUAUCACACAAACUGGAAAAUUGUGAGCAAUAAAUUGAAAAGCCAUCCAGACUAUGACGAGUACAUCAAUUUAGAAGGCACCAAAAAGGCAAGGAACACCUUUUCGAAGCACAUUGAACAGCUAAGACAAGAGCAUAUCAAAAGGCGGAGGGAGGAUUAUCUUACCAGCCUGCCAAAAAUUCUUAAUAAGUUGCUUAACAACCUCGAGGAAAUCGAGACUAUGAGUUGGACUGAGGCUCAGAACCUUAUAAAGAGCAGGCCUGAGUUCCAGUACUUUUUCAUUGAGUUGGAACAAACACCGUGGCAUGAGACCGACCACCUCAAUAAAACCGAUGACAGAAGAGUGCCCUUCGACAUCCUCAAAACCAUGGAAGGAGAGAGGAUUUAUCAAAACCACGUCCAGCAUUUGAAAUCCGAGAAGAGACGGUCGGAGAUGAAGGAGAAAUUCAAGAAGAUCUUGGAGCGAGUGCAUUUCAUUAGCCCCGGACAGCCAUGGGAAGAGGUCAUGUGUUUUGUCAUGGAGGACGAGGCGUACAAAUACAUCACUGAAUCAGAUCGCCGAGAUGUUUAUAGCCGGCACCAGCAGGAAAUUGUUGAACGGGCCAAAGAGGAGUUUCAGGAAAUGCUUUUUGAGCACGCAGAGCUGUUCUAUGACCUGGAUUUGAACGCCACUCCAAGCUGUAACAAAAUGAGUGAGAUUCAUGCUGUACUUAAUGAGGAGCCGAGAUACAGAGCUCUUCAGAAACUUGCCACGGACAGGGAGUCUCUUUUACUGAAACACAUUGGGUUUGUCUAUCACCCCACGAAAGAUACAUGCCUCAGCGGCACGGCCUGUGUGGAUCUGAAAGUCGAGCAAGUUCUCGCAAACAGGCUGGUUCAGCUGGAUCACGGCCGCUCGAAUAUUUACUACAAUAGUGCCAACAUCGAUAAAGUUAACCUUUGCCUCGUAGGCAGAGAAGGACUGGCACAGGAGCUUGCGAAUGAAAUCCGAGCUCAGUCUACUGAUGAUGAAUAUACCCUUGAUGGGAAAAUCUAUGAAUUAGAGCUUUUGCCUGUGGAUGUCAAUUCUGGCAUGCUUUUGAAUCAUUCCUGGAUAUCGACUUUCAAGCCCCAUGGGUUCUUUUGUGUCUUCAGCUCUAUAGAGUCGCUUAAUUAUAUUGGGGACCGUGUAAGCCGAAUCCGAGCCGAGAUUGCCCAGAGCAGAAGGGAUAGGUAUACUCAGCCAGUACCAUUCAUUCUUAUUCUAGCGAACCAGAGGGACAGUGUUUGCAAAAACAUGCCUAUUUUGAGGCAUCAGGGCCAACAGCUUGCGAAUAAGCUACAGUGUACAUUUAUAGAUAUACCUUCCAGCACUUUUCCAAGAAAGUUUAAUGAGUCUCAGAUAAAACAGGCCCUCAGAGCAGUGUUAGAAGGCUUCAAGCACAAUUUCGACAUGAUGAGCCCCAUGCAGUCCAUUAAAGAUUUAUCCGAGACGGACUUGCGGAUAGUCAUGUGUGCCAUGUGCGGAGAUCCGUUCAGCGUGGAUCUCAUUCUUUCACCAUUUCUGGACUCGCACUGUUGCAGUGCCGGACAGCCCGGGCAGAGCAACACUUUGAUUCUUGACAAAAUCAUUGGUGACAGCCGGCGACGCAUACAGGUCACUGUGCUCUCAUACCACUCCUCCAUCGGAAUUAGAAAGGACGAACUGGUACAUGGGUACAUUCUUGUUUACUCAGCAAAACGAAAGUCUUCCAUGGCAAUGCUGAGGGCGUUUUUGGCCGAGGUCCAGGAUGUCAUUCCCGUUCAAAUGGUGGCCAUUACGGACAGCCAGGCGGACUUCUUUGAGAAUGAGGCGAUAAAAGAACUGAUGACUGAGGGGGAGCACAUUGCCACAGAAAUCACAGCGAAAUUUACUGCGCUCUACUCCUUGUCCCAGUAUCACAGGCAGACAGAGGUUUUCACACCAUUUUUUAAUGAGGUUCUUGAGAAAAAGAGCAACAUCGAAAGCUCCUUCAUGUUUGAGAACAGCAGAGAUGGAACAAGCACCAGUGAAGACGUCUUCCCUCAGUCCCCUCAUAGACAUUCACCUGCCUACCAAUAUUACCCUGACUCUGAGGAUGAUGGGGAGGGACCACCACCUUAUAGUCCAAUAGGGGAUGACGUCCAGCUGCUGCCCAAUCCGAGCGAGCGCAAAUUCAAAAUCGACCUCGAAGGCAAUGAAUACCCAGUUCACAGCACACCUGUUGGAGACCAUGAACGCAAUCACAAAGUGCCUCCCCCAGUAAAACCUAAGCCAAACUUGCUGCCCAAACCCAAUGUUAAGAAGCUGGAUCCUAACCUUCUGAGGACCAUCGAGGCUGGAAUGAGGAGCUCCAGAUGGGUCCGCAGUCCCAUGAUGGUUCAUGGCGAUGACCUCGAAGCAUCAGACAACUAUGCAGAGCCCGUGGAUACACUCCUCAAAUCGAGGGGCUUCGCUGACGACAUAUAUGCCAUACCUGAAGAUGCACACAGCAGAUCUGGGAAGAGUCGUAACUCGUUUGGUGGACUCGCUCUGCAUGGGGAUGAGGAGAACGGCUUUGAUACCAUGUCUAAGUCUCAGAGUGGCAGAAGACCUUCGAAGUACAAACAUCGGUCCAAGAUCCUCUUUAGCAAAACGAAAGCUUAUCAUAGACGAGUACAUUCAGAUGUCAGUGAUGAUGAGGGUGGAGCUGCAACGCAGAAGAAGAAGAAAGGAAGGGGCAACAGGGGGAGUGAAGAGGACCCUCUUCUUUCACCAGUGGAUCCUUGGAAAGGAGGAAUAGACAAUCCAGCCAUCACAUCAGACCCAGAGCAGGAUGAUAAAAAAAUGAAGAAAAAGAAAGCACCAAAGAUCAAGGAACCCAAGAAGUCAAAAUCAACAAAGACCACAAAGCCACUGUACCCACCAACUCGACGAAACUGGGAGAGCAACUAUUUUGGGGUGCCUCUUCAGAACUUGGUCACUUUGGAAAGACCCAUUCCUUUGUUUAUCGAAAAGUGUGUUGAAUACAUUGAACGAACGGGUCUCACCACAGAGGGCCUUUAUCGAGUGAGCGGAAACAAGACGGAUCAAGACAACAUUCAGAAACAAUUUGACCAGGACCACAGUAUAGAUCUGGUUGUGAUGGAUGUAGCUGUGAACGCCGUGGCUGGGGCCCUGAAAGCCUUUUUCGCCGACCUUCCCGACCCCCUUAUACCGUACAGUCUCCAUCCAGAACUAGUGGAAGCAGCCAAAAUUGUAGAUUAUUACGAGAGGCUGCAGGUGCUUAAGGAAAUCGUGAGAAAAUUUUCUCCUAUAAACUACGAAGUUUUCAAAUACGUCAUCACUCACCUCAACAGGGUAAGUCAGCAGAGCAAGACCACACUGAUGACCGACAAUCUCUCCAUUUGUUUCUGGCCUACACUCAUGCGACCCGACUUUGAGAACAAGGACACACUUUCCACCACCAAACUCAACCAAUCCGUCAUCGAGACCUUCAUCCAGCAGUGCCAGUACUUCUUCUAUGGCGGUGACAUCACAGAGCCCUCCAGUGCUGAGGGAACCCCUCCUCCACACGGUCACGGCUUGGAGUCGCUGCUGGCCCUGCAACUUCCUCCACCACUCCAACCCCAGCAGAUCCUGCACCCGCUACCCCCCGAACCCCUCAUAUAGACCAUGCUUUUGACGUUCUGACUGCAAUGCGCGUGCGCCCUUGCGUGUAAAAAGUGAAUUAAAAAAGAUUUUGUACAAAGGAAAAUGUGACUGUUGCAUUAGACAUUUGUUUUUUCAGAAAUGUUUUUAUUUUCCCUUUUAUGCUUCUCGGCCAUACUGAAUAUGAAAUCAAAAUGUAAAAAAUGUCGAUGUAAAUUUGACACGACAAACAUGCACAUACACUAAAUUCAAACAUGGAUGUAAGGACGAUAUAUUUAUAUGACCUUUUUUGUUUGUCUGUUUGUUUGUAAAGACAAAGAAGUUGUCAAUCACUAAAAUCAACGCCACGCGCACGGCUUGUUUUUGUCUUUUUUGUUUUUAUCCUCUUUGUGUCAAUGGACUAAAGAGAUAUUUUUAGGAUAUUUUAUCUUAAAGACAGCAGGAGUUUAUGGGGGCUGGCAUUCCGAGGAUUUGCUCUACUUGGGAUGGAAUUAAAUAUCAGGGGCACCAGGAUGCACUUUGUCCUGCAGACGCUGGGCCCGUCGUGCCCUGGAAACCACAGAAGGGAAAGAGCCCACUGCAACCAUUUGGCACAUCUCAGAGAUCCAGGUGUUUGAAGAUUGCCUGGUUAUCUCCGUUUUGUUUAAUGUUUGUUUUUGUCUUGUUUCAGUUGCGUAGAACAUUUCCAUGGUUCUGUUUAUUCAUUUCCUGAACUGAACUUGCAUGUCAUUCUCCGCUUGUGAUAACUGAAAGAGUUCAAGUGGAGGAAAAAAAGUUAAAUGCUUUUAAUGCCAGUUUUUUAACUAACUUGUUUGAGGGAACAUUAAACUGGGGUUAAAUUGUUCUAGUCAUUCAGUUGUCAUGCCAUCAUUCGACCUUUAAUAUCAUAUUUUGGCAUUGUUUCCCUAAAAUAAGAAAUUAUAAAUAUCUCUUUAUAUACAGUAUAUAUAAACGUCAGCUUUGAGAGUUGACGAAACAAAAAUCACGGGGUACUGGAGCUCUGUAUAAUCUUGUAAAACCUAUAAUCAGAUUUCAUUGUGGUAUGAUGUAUUAAAAAUUCGGGUUUAGAUUCAUUGACUGUGUACUUAAUUCCCUAUAAAACUUUUUUUAUUAGAUGGUACUGAAUUUUGUUCCAUUGUAACAGAUGCUGUGUAGAAAGCUUGCAGUCUUUGUUUGGAAUACAGCACAACACAGAUGUUUAGUUUUGAGCGAGUGAUGCGGGAGUCUGAUUGUGAACGGAUGGGAACAGAAGCGAUAAGGUUUACGCCAAACCUUUCUAAGUUGAGAUUUAUAUCUUAAUCGAAUCAUUAAAACUGAGGAAAGGGCUCAAUAGGAGUGUGUGCCGCUGCUAGGAUCCCAUUAGUCUAGUUCGGAAAAAAAGGGCAACAUUGUUCAUAUGACUGCCUCAUAUGAUGUACAAACUAAAUAUUUUAACAUCAUCUGCUAUGUAUUAUAGUAAAUAAAUGAUUUUGACAAAUUG